Messenger RNA from Varanus komodoensis (Komodo dragon), 3990 nucleotides. It is a transcript of the gene KRI1, whose product is annotated as KRI1 homolog. The record is from RefSeq and is a predicted model, not a curated record. The coding region runs from base 83 to 2362 and encodes 759 amino acids. NCBI's taxonomy places the organism in Eukaryota, Metazoa, Chordata, Lepidosauria, Squamata, Varanidae. Gene Ontology annotation, cellular component: nucleolus; 90S preribosome. Gene Ontology annotation, biological process: endonucleolytic cleavage in ITS1 to separate SSU-rRNA from 5.8S rRNA and LSU-rRNA from tricistronic rRNA transcript (SSU-rRNA, 5.8S rRNA, LSU-rRNA). The transcript is spliced from 19 exons.
AUGAGCGCGGCCCUUCGCUUUCACGUGACUGCUGACCCGGCAGUGAACCGCGUUGCUGCGCUGGAGUGUGGCGUGCGGAGCAAUGUCUGCGGAGCAGGAAUGGCGGAUUAAUACAGCUUUCGCUGCGCGUUACGCACAGUACCGACGACGCGAGGAGCUGCAGCGGCUGCAGGAUCGGUAUGGGGGUACAGGUGAUGAUGAGUCGAGUUCCGAAACGGAGUCUAGUGAGGAGGAGGAGGAGGAGGAAGUUGACCCCAAACUGGAUCGUGCUUUUUACUGCACACUAGCCAUGUUGAAAACCAAGGACCCCCGGAUAUAUCAGAACGAUGUCACAUUCUACAGUGAGGAAGAUUCUUCAUCAACCAGUGACACUGAGAAGCAACCAGCAAGGAAGAGGAAAAAGCCCAUGUUUUUGAAGGAUUAUGAGAGGAAGGUCAUAUUGGAGAAGGCAGGCAAGUAUGAGGAUGAAGAGGAUGAGGAAGGAGUGGCAGACACAAAUCAAAAGAGCUAUGUGGAAGAACAGAGGCAACUCAAGCAGAGUUUCCAGAAGUUUGUGGCAGACAGUGAUGAUGAUGAUGAUGAUGAUGAUGAUGAUGAUGAUGAUGGCGCUGAAAAAAAGGGCAAAAGCGACAGUUCAUCAGCCCUGCUGCAGAAACGGGUCAAAAGCAAGGAAGAGAAAGUAGGGCAUGUGGGCGUGUGCAUGUGGGGGGAGGAAUGUGAGGAGGCCAACUAUAUCAGUUGGUUGAAAGGUCAGGAGAAGUCACAAGUAGGGGAGGUACUUCAAGACCUGGCACCUCUUAAAGAAUACUGGAAUGACCCAAAACUAGAUGAUGGAGAACGGUUCCUGCGAGAUUACAUACUAAACAAGCGGUACAAGGAGGCAGAUGAUAGGGAGGAGGAGGAGGAGGAAGAGGAAGGGCUACCUGAGGCACAACUGAAUGUGUCAGACUCAUCAGAUGAGGGCGAGCUGUUCCUAAAGAAGCAGGAGGAUUUUGAGAGGAAAUACAACUUCCGCUUUGAGGAGCCUGAAGCUGAACGGGUGAAUAGCUAUCCCCGCAUCAUUGCAACUUCAGUGCGCCGGAAGGAUGAGCACCGCAAAGAGAAGCGCCAGGAGACCCGGGAGCGCAAGAGGAAAGAGAAGGAGCGUAAGCAGGAGGAGCUGAAGCAGUUGAAGAACCUGAAACGCCGGGAGAUCCUGGAGCGACUUGCAAAGCUUCAUGAGGUCACUGGCAGUACAACCAGUAUCUUCCAGGAGAAGGAUCUUGAAGGGGAUUUUGAUCCCUCCCAUCAUGACCAGCUUAUGGAGAAAUUCUUUGGGGAUGAGUACUAUGGAGUUGAUGAGGAAGAGAAACCGCAGUUUGAGACAGAGGAAGGAAUUGAUGAUGAAUGGAAUUGGGACAAGUGGACAGGCAGGCAAGAAGCUGAAGCAGAAGCUGACACAUGGCUGCAGCAGGAGGAAGAGUACCAGCCACACUGUGAUGAUCCUGACUUCAUAAUGGAUGCCGAUUAUGACCCUACCCAGCAACCUGGCCCUUUGAAAAAGAAGCGGAAGCUGGAAGCUCCCCUUCUCGGCAAGAAGAAACGCAAGUCACAUUUUGCAGAGAGCAUUGGUCACAAAAAAGAACCUUUUAAUCCUGAGACAAAGACAUUUGAGCAGUACCUGGAUGAGGUCUACAACCUGCAUUAUGAGGAUCUGAUAGGAGACCUGCCCUGUCGUUUCAAGUACCGCACUGUGGUCCCUUGCAGCUAUGGACUCUCUACCGAGGAGAUUUUGACAGCCGAUGACAAGGAGCUGAAUCGUUGGUGUUCUCUGCGGAAAACCUGCAUGUACAGGUCCGAGAAGGAGGAGCUGCAGGACAAGGCUGUCUAUGAACAGAAAAGCCAAAAUGUCUGGAAGAAGAAACAGAUUUUCAGAUCCCUUCAGGCCGAGAUGGAGGAAGAUGAUGUCAAGAAACCUCAGGGCAAGAAAGGAAAGAAGGCCAGGGCGAAAGCCAAGCAUAAGGAACUGCCUUCUGAAGAGAUGCGGAUAGCUAGCCCUGGAUGUGAGGAGAAGGGACUCUUGCUUCCCAAGGAAGCCAAUGGCCUCAAGUCAGUGCCAGCCACAAAAAGGAAGUCAGAGGCUGCUGCCUUAGAAGGUCCUUGCACAGCCCACCCGUCUGUUCAGAAAAGAAAGAAGAGAGGCAGAAAGGGGCUGGUGCUGAGCACCAAGGUGCGGGUGGGGAGCUUUGAGUUCAGCCGCCAGCGGCUCCAAGCCUACAGUCUCAAUCCCAAGCGUCUGCAUUACCGCCAGCUGCUUCGUGAGAAGCGGAAGAAGCAGUCGGAGAGCCCCAAAGAAACUUCCCAGGACAGGACGGCAAAAUAGUUCAGGCCUGAUGAACUGCUGCUUCCUUGGCCUUAUAGUACAGCCCCACUGAGCUGCACAAGGCAACGUUGAUAACUGCCUCCUUUCCCCCAGCUGGGAAUUGUUGAUACCGUGUUUCCCCGAAAAUAAAACCUAACCAGAAAAUAAGCCCUAGCAUGAUUUUUCAGGAUGCUCGUAAUAUAAGCCCUACCCCAAAAAUAAGCCCUAGUUAAGAUCGUCAGCCUUGUGUGGACAGGGAAACAUGGUAGCCCGUCCAUUGCAGCGCAUGAUAGACAUAUUGAAUGAUAAAAUAAUGAUGUUAAUAUACAAUUAAAUAUAAAUAAAUAAUAUUAUUGACAUUAAUACUUAAAAUAAAUGAUAAUAUACAUUUUAAUUAUUUGUAAAUACCGAAGCGGGUGCCUUUGGACGAGAGGUAAAGGCCUGUGUAAACAGAUGUGGGAUUUAUUGCCGAAUGACCAGUCAGAGUACAGAUAUAAGGCAUGAAUAACAUCAAUACAUCCUGUGUUGUAAUGGACAUACUUAAUGCAUGGAUGCAAAAUGCAAGAUGGGUGCAAAAAGAAAGAGGUGUUCCAUUGAGUACAAGAAAGGAAUCAUGGAGGACUCUUGGGGCAAGAAUUUCAUGGCUUUUGUAAGAAAAAAUAAGAUAUCUCCUGAAAAUAAGUCUUUCGGAGCAAAAAUUAAUAUAAGACUCGGUCUUAUUUUCAGGGAAACACUGUAGCUACAAACAGUUGUCCCUAGAUGACACUCUAGUUUGUUUCCUAUGUUGCAAGCUCUGUGUCACUUUUCUCCCAUGGAAUAUGAACAAGUCAACUUGUUUAUGGAAUGAUUCAGAUACAUCCCACAUUUACUUCUCUUUGCAAAAGGGCUUUUUGUCUGUCUGCUAAGCCUUUGAGUAACAGGCAGCCCACCACGCUGGCUGCACCCACACUGGCCUUUCCUGUAAAUGCCAUCAUUGACUUCUUGCCCAGUAUCCAUCCGCAUUGUCAUCGCUUUGUAUUCCAUGGCCCUCUGUGUUGCCUUCCACAUAUUUCACAUCUGAUUUGUUGUGGGGGGAGGGUUACAAUAAAAUGCCUUUGCAGCCCCCUCUUAUCCUGUGGAGACUGGCAAAUACUCAGGCUUCUGCAGCGCUUCUACACCUUUGACAAAGAAUGUGCUCCUUCCAGGCUCACUUCCAGGAUAAGUGGUGUGUGGCCUGUUACUUGUCCUUGCUCACUUAACUGUUCCACUGCCAGUCUCCGCUUCCAUGGGAGUGUGAUGCCACUUUGUAAAUGGCAACAUACAAAGCUGAGAGAACACGAGAGACAUUGACAACUGAAGCAGCCUGUUGCUAAACCCCCAGUUGUGUUCCUCAGGAGGCACUAACAGUAGAUUCUUGUUACAAGUUCUGGGAAUUAUUUGUAAGUCAAUGGAAGAGGAUCCAGGCUAUGAAGGAAGGGCAUUCUGUACAGUACUACAUUAUAUGCAAAAGCGACAAUCCUAGGCAACUUUGGACAGAAAAAUGACCAACAUGCCCCUGCCAGGUUUGUCCUCUGUCUUAAUCUUUGAAUGCUGGAAUAUUCUCAAGAUAUUCCCUACCUGUGUAUCAUCACACAACUUCGUUGCAAAUUAAAGCAAUCAAAAUCUGUCUA